This is a messenger RNA of Rhopalosiphum padi (bird cherry-oat aphid), 2417 nucleotides long. RefSeq lists its product as uncharacterized. The record is from RefSeq and is a predicted model, not a curated record. NCBI's taxonomy places the organism in Eukaryota, Metazoa, Arthropoda, Insecta, Hemiptera, Aphididae. Bases 686 to 1576 code for a protein of 296 amino acids. The transcript is spliced from 7 exons.
UCGUGUUUAUAAAAUAAAUAUUAAAAAACAAAAAGUAAUAUUGAUAUUACCUUGUAGAUAAUAAAUAUUCUUAUGUAUUUUGUAAUUUUGUGUUACUAAUUACAAUUACACUUAUAGACGUCAAUACUUCAUAAAUUAAUGAUACACUUCGCUUAACAAGUGUAUUACCUAGAGUUAUAUGUGAAGCUAGAUGAUGGUAUUCCUUAUAGGCCGGUUAUAGCUAUUAGAACUUGGAUCAGGAAUAGUAGAAGACGGUCUGAAGAGGAUUUGUAUUACGAAAAUUGGAGGUGAACGAUGGUAGUAGUUUACAGAUGAAUUAUGAAUAAUUUCCAUGCAAAAAAUUGCAAACAUUGACUACCUACGGUGCCACUGCAUAUAAAGAUGAAUGUACUGCGUUAUCGACUUUCACGACAAUUGAACCGAAGGUCUCAAGAUUUAUCGAUUCUUGGGUACACAGUUCUUCUCCAUUGGACAUAGAUUUGGAUAAUGCAACGCCAAUUAUUCUUCCACCAUUAAUUUGGUCGGAAUCAGAGACGAUACCUUUAAAAAUGUCUGUUAGAAAUAUAGGAAUGACAUGUAGGUAAUGUUGAUGCCGAAUAUUCCGGACCAAGACCUUCUUUGAGUGGUUCUAUAUUACAGUAUCCAUACGAGUUUUCAAGUUUUCAUUUUCAUUGGGGCACUAAACAUGAUAAUGGUAGUGAACAUCGUACAAUGGGAAAAUGUUCCCCUAUGGAAAUACACUUGGUGUUCUAUAAUAUCAGCUACUCAAGUACUUCCGAAGCCUUUAACGCCCAAGAUGUUGGAUCGCUAUGAAAAUAUCAUGUUGGACAAUUUGACGUCAAAUUUAAAAAAUAUUAAUAAGCCAGGAGAAUUAAUCGAAAUUGAUUCGUUUGCAUUAUCAAGUUUGUUUGAUAAUGAUUUACAAAAUUAUUACAUGUAUUGGAGUGCAUGUGAAGUAAUUCAUGAAAAUAUAGUAUUAUGGAUAAUUUCUUCAAAAGAAAUUUCAAUCAAUGAAGCACAAUUAUCUCGUAUGCGAUCUCUAAGAGGAUUUGAUAAUAAGUAUAUACUGUCAAAUUGUCGAUUGCCAAAAUUAUCCGGGGAGAACAAAGUGCUACGCGUGACCCAGCAUUCAAUGGACCAAAAGGAAAUUCAGUCGAUGGAAGGAAAUGACGAUAGUGCAUUAGUAACACCAGAAAAAACGGAUAUGCCAGGUAACAUGGUCAAAUCAAGUACAUCUGCGCAAACAAUGCAAAAAGAACCGGAACCGUUACCUAAUAAAAGCAAUAUUAAUAGUGAUACGGUCAAAAAAGAAGAUGUGAUUAUUUCGGUAGUCACUACCACUACAAUAGCUAAUCCGAUAGUGAUAAACGCAACUCGGCCUAAAAAAGAUAUAAUACCUACAAAAUCACUCGAUUUGGAGGAUCAAUGUAAAGAUGCGGAGCAUAUUUUGAACUUUACGAAACCUUUAUAUUCGAAUAACAAAGAGAAAAACAUACUAAAUGAUUCGGAACUUACAAAGAAUUUAGUUAUAAGGUUCGUGAGAAAUUGCGAUUCAUUAUCAUUAUUAUAUUUAUAGUAAACUUUUUUUUUUUUUUUUUUUUUUUUUCCUGUUUUAACCAACGACGCCGCGGGACUGCUUUCGCAUUGCUUCCGCGGCGCCGCCAUCGUUUAUUGAAAGUUAUAGUAAACUUUACCCGUCUCUAUUUGCAUAUUUUAAUUAGGUAUGUAGUAAAAAAAAAAUUUUUUGGCAACGUCUAAAAUUUGUUCAACUACAAAAUAAUCUAUUAUAAGAAAAAAUGAUAAUAAAUGCUUUAUAUUUUACCUGAUAGUAUUAUUAUUAUCGACCCAAAUAGAUCCAUCGACGACCUUAUAUUUGAUUUAACAAAUUACGAUAAAAUGGAGUUAAAAACCUCUCACAGGCCGGAGGUUCAGAAAACCCAUAGGGAAGGCGUUCGAAUGAAUGCUACAGCUUUAAGAAGAGAAAUGCAUAUUAAAAACAAAGAUAUAAUAUCUACAAAAUCACAUGAUACCGAGGAUCAACGUGAAGAAAUGGAGUUGGUGCCCGAGAAUUUUGAAUCGGUUUUUAAUCUAAUGCAGCCUUUAGAUACAAAUAAUAAAGAGAAAAUUAUACUUAAUGAUGUGGAACAGAUAAAUGAUAUGGUUAUAAGGUUUGACUAAAUUACGAUUUAUCAUUUCUAGAUUUAUAAUAAACUGUAUGUGUCCUUACCUAUAGUCAAUUAAAAUCGUACAUUAAAUGGGAAAAAUUUGUUUUACGGACAUGAGUCUAAUAAAAUUAAUACAUUUUUUACACCCACCUGAAAUUUAUAUUAUCUAAAAUUUGAAUAAUCAAUUAUUAAAAUAUAAAUAUAAAUAAUAAUUAUAAUAAUUGAUUUCUAUUUUACUUAAUACUAUUAUCU